Molecule: messenger RNA, 1239 nt
Organism: Toxorhynchites rutilus septentrionalis
Lineage: Eukaryota; Metazoa; Arthropoda; Insecta; Diptera; Culicidae
Exons: 2
Coding region: 3-644 (213 amino acids)
Molecular function (GO): catalytic activity
Source: RefSeq, a predicted model, not a curated record
UAAUGUUCAACACAAACACGACGUCAACCAAUCGCUUUCUGUCGGUGUAUUACCAAAAUGUCAGGGGACUGCGUACCAAAACGAACGAGCUUCGACUGAUGCUUUCCAGCUGCGAUUAUGACAUUCUUGUGCUGACAGAAACAUGGCUUCGACCUGACAUCGUUGAUAGCGAACUGUCAUCCGACUAUCAUAUCUUCAGAUGCGAUCGAAGUGAUUCUACAAGUGAACUAUCAAGAGGUGGCGGAGUGCUCAUUGCCGUCAAGAUUUCCCAUCAAUGCAGUGCAAUCCCUGUGGAUAAUUGCGAUCAGCUUGAACAAACUAGUAUUCGCAUCAAAUUAGCAAACCGUUCACUUUAUGUUGUCGGAAUCUACCUCAGACCGUCGUCUAAUGCAAGCAAAUAUAUUGCGCACACUAAUGCAAUCCAGGACGUAUGCGACAACUCAACUAACGCUGACAUUGUUUUAGCAUUAGGCGACUACAACUUACCAGACCUUCGAUGGAAAUUUGACGAAGAUAUAAUCGGUUAUCUACCCGUGAACGCAUCAACAGAGCAGGAGAUAAUGCUGACCGAAGCAAUGUCCGCUAUUGGACUUGUUCAGAUGAACGGACUCCGGAACGUGAAUGCCCUCCAAUUCCACUCCUAAAAUUAGAUGAACAUCAUAAACCGUUCAUUCUGAGGCUGGACACUCAAUUAACUGUGCCAUGUUUCAGCCACGCUCCGGCGGAAGCCACGUAUUUCGACUUCAAAAGAUGUGAUAUUAGCUCGUUGAAAAAUGAACUUUCGGUAAUUGACUGGGCACAACGCUUGAGCUGUACUCCACUGGAUGAAACUGUGGCUGCUUUCUAUGCUACGCUACAUAACGUUUUCGAUAAGCUAGUUCCACGUCGCCACACUGGCACUUUCAUUGUUAUCCGUAAACCUUGGUGGACGCCCGAGCUCCGUCACUUGCGCAACAAGCUUCGUAAAGCCCGCAAUCGAUUCUUUAGUGCCAGAUCUGAAGAAAACAGCAACAUCCUACGACACAUUGAAAGUGAAUAUAAUGUUCUGCUUAAGACAACAUAUGCAGCGUACGUAGAUAAGCUCCAAUCUGAUUUGAAGUUGAAUCCUUCAUCUUUUUGGGCUUUUGUUAGAGCUCAAAAAUCAUCGAAACGCAUUCCAUGCAAUGUGGAAUAUAAAGGACGCCGAGCAAGCACAGCCAAAGAAGCCGCCAACCUGUUUGCUGAAUUUUUUCAAACUGU